Molecule: messenger RNA, 1836 nt
Organism: Centruroides sculpturatus (bark scorpion)
Lineage: Eukaryota; Metazoa; Arthropoda; Arachnida; Scorpiones; Buthidae
Product: serine/threonine-protein kinase haspin-like
Exons: 10
Coding region: 93-1760 (555 amino acids)
Biological process (GO): intracellular signal transduction; mitotic cell cycle
Cellular component (GO): nucleus; cytoplasm
Molecular function (GO): histone H3T3 kinase activity
Source: RefSeq, a predicted model, not a curated record
AUAAACAAGCAGUAAGUGUUAGUAUCAUUAAAUGGUACAUAAGAACUUUCAAACGGCAUCUAUUACUGCGAUUCAUUUCGGCUGUUUAUGUCAUGUCCGCAGUAAAAAAACGAAGAAUAACGAAACGUAGACAAUUUGAAAUAAUGCAAUCGAUAUUACACGAAAUUAUAAUUUAUCGAAUCCAAACUUGGUGGAGAAGACAGAUAAAAGCGGAGAUACUGCGACAAGCAAUCAGACAGUGGAGAGCAGCGCUUAUAGUAAAAAAAUGCUACUUACAAUAUUUAUCUAGACUUAUUAGACAACGAAAAAGUCUUUUUGCUGCUCUCAUAAGUCAAUUUUGGUUUAAAAAACAAAAGAUACAAGCUGAAAAACAUCUUAUUAAGCUACAAAGACAAUGGAGAGCUAUAAACAUUAGAAAGAAAUUUGUACAGUUUCGCUUGAAUAGUAUUUUAGCACAAGCAGGGAUUAGAAGAUAUUUAAUUAGAAAAGAUGUUAACAUGAGAACCUGGAUCGUAAAGCAUUUCAGUUCCAGCAUUUGGUUAUCGACACUGAAAGGAUAUUCUGAAGAACUAGAUAGACAAAUGGGAUUAAAUGAUUUUCUUAAGCAAAUGGAUGAACGGAAUGAUAAAUGGGGUGAAACUAACGAUACUCAUAUAUCUGAAAUCAGCAUUUCAACAGAAGUUAGAGAUAAAACUAUAGAUCAGCUUACUUUAUGCAAUCUGACAGAUCCAACCAAUAAGUACUAUAAGCUAGUUCUCGCUGCUUGCGAACAAACAUCAGUGAUUCCGUUUUUCAAUGUAUUUCCUAAAAGAAAUUACCGUCAGUAUUGGAGGAAGAUCGGAGAAGGUUCUUAUGGAGAUGUAUAUGCAAUGAUGGAUGAGUAUGGUAUUCCUCAUCAGUUAUAUAAAAUAGUGCCGAUAGGAGGUUUCCAUCCAUUAACUGGAAAAGCGUUGGAGAAUUUGGACACAGUUUAUCCAGAAAUUAUAUCGUCCAUUGUUUUAAGUUCUUUAUCCAGCAAUGAAAUCAACAGAACUUCAGGAUUUACCCAAGUAAGCAAAGUCAGCUGCGUGUCUGGACCUAUUCCAGAAUAUCUUCGUACAGCUAGGAAAAUGUAUAAUUUGAGAAAGAAAUCAACAACUAAAUGCCCUAAUGAAUUUCCAGACGAUCAAAUUUUCAUUGUUUAUAAAAUGAAAUAUGCUGGGCAACAGAUCACAUCGUUUUCGGAAUUUCGCGUGGAACAAGCUAGCAGCGUUUUGCAACAAGUGGCUUGUAGUAUUGCAGCUGCAGAAUUAGAAGUAAAAUUUGAACAUCGAGAUUUACAUUUGGGCAACGUUUUAAUUAAGAAGACAGCUCAAUCUUCAAUUUCUUUUAGAUUAGAUGGUCGCAACAUAAAUAUUGCUUCACAUGGUGUUCUGGCAACUAUCAUCGAUUACACUUUUAGCCGUUUAAAUUAUGGUAAUAAAGUUAUAUUUCGAGAUCUUUCAUGCCAUCUUUUUGACCGAAUUCAAACAGAACACAAAAUUUAUAGAAAAAUGCGUCAAUAUAAUCAAAACAACUGGGGCGUAUUCUGGCCAUACAGUAAUGUCAUGUGGCUCUGGUAUCUAAAUGCUUGUCUUAUUAAGGAUUUGGAAGAAAGACCGAUACCUGAUUCAGUUGAUAAACAGCUAGAAGACUUAUCCUGGAGUCAGCUGAGUCACUGGAAGAAAAACAUCUUAUCUCGAGAUUCAGUGGCGAAUUUCGUAUUACAAGGAAUGAUAUAAAAUAUAGAAAAAAUGAGCAGAGAUAUAUUCAAAAUUUAUUUUUGGAAGAUAUUUAAUUGAAGUUAUAUAAUAAAUU